AUGGCCACCUUCUCCGUCAAGUCCAUCGACCACGUUGUCCUCACAGUCAAAGAUAUCCCCGCAACAAUCGACUUCUACACAACUCGUCUGGGCAUGAAGCACGAGAAGUUCACCUCCAAGGACUCCGGGAGACAUGCUCCCCUGUUCGGCAAGCAAAAGCUCAAUCUGCAUCAAUCCGGGAAGGAGUUCGAGCCGAAAGCAAGUCAUGUGCAGCCGGGUUCGGAGGAUCUGUGUUUCAUUACCGAUCAUCCCAUCGAGGAAGUUUUGAAGUCAUGGAAGUCGAGCGGGAUUGAGAUCCUGGAAGGUGGCCAGAUCGUAGACCGGACUGGUGCCGCUGGCAAGCUUCGUAGCGUAUACUGUCGUGACCCUGAUGGCAACCUCAUAGAGUAG
Messenger RNA from Fulvia fulva, 390 nucleotides. RefSeq names its product Virulence protein. The coding region runs from base 1 to 390 and encodes 129 amino acids. The transcript is spliced from 2 exons. NCBI's taxonomy places the organism in Eukaryota, Fungi, Ascomycota, Dothideomycetes, Mycosphaerellales, Mycosphaerellaceae. The record is from RefSeq and is a predicted model, not a curated record. Gene Ontology annotation, molecular function: lactoylglutathione lyase activity; metal ion binding.